Molecule: messenger RNA, 2711 nt
Organism: Empidonax traillii (willow flycatcher)
Lineage: Eukaryota; Metazoa; Chordata; Aves; Passeriformes; Tyrannidae
Gene: MLF1
Product: myeloid leukemia factor 1
Exons: 7
Coding region: 81-908 (275 amino acids)
Biological process (GO): regulation of DNA-templated transcription
Cellular component (GO): nucleus; cytoplasm
Source: RefSeq, a predicted model, not a curated record
GUGGUGGGCGGGGCGGCGCGCGGCGCGGUGAGGAGGGGCGGCGCGGGGCGGGGGGCGCGCAGAGCGCCCAGACCGCUGCCAUGUUCGGGGGGCUCGGCAGAUGCUUCGAGGAGGAUCCCUUCUUCAGGGAUCCCUUUGCUGCCCACCAUGAGCACAUGAGGCAGAUGAUGAGGAGCUUCUCGGAGCCCUUCGGGCGGGAGCGGUGUCGGAGCGUGCCGGAGGGCAGGGCCGGGCCGGACAGAGCGCUGGAACCCAGAGCGCGCCCGGAAUCCAGCCUGGCGGCCCGGGGGAGCCGCAGGGAUGCAGACUUUGGGGAUCCAUUCUCUGCCAUGGACAGGAUGAUGUCAAACAUGAGGAACAGUAUGCUGGAAAUGCACAGGAAAUUUGAUGACCUGUCCAUGCACCCCGAUGGCCACACGUUCAGCUCCUCCUCCAUGAUGACUUACUCCAAGAUGGGGGAUGAACCUCCGAAGGUCUUCCAGGCCUCGGCCCAGACUCGCACGGCCCCAGGAGGUGUAAAGGAAACAAGAAAAGCACUGAAGGAUUCUGUAAGUGGCCUGGAACAAAUGGCCAUUGGCCAUCACAUCCAGGAUCGGGCUCAUGUCAUCAAAAAGUCCAAGAACUGCAAGACUGGGGAUGAGGAGAUGAACCAGGAAUUCAUCAACAUGGAUGAAAAUGAGGCCGAGAGCUUUGAUGAGGAGUGGCAGAAGGAGGUCAUGAAGUUCAGGCCAUCCAGAACUAGAAGCUCUGUGGAAGCUCCAAAAUCCAGAGGUAUCAAUUACAAGGAGAAUGGAUCAAGAAGAGAGAAGCUACUUGGAACUGCCCGUUCCAGAGUGCCCAGAGAUUCCCUGGAGUCUCUCAGUGUGAAAGGAACCCACGUCCCCCUCAACAGAAGCAGCAGGAAAUAAGUGGCCCCAUCUCCCUGGGAUGGAGUUUCUCCAGAGCUGAAAAUGGUGCUCAUGUCCAUACAAAUACACGGGAUAUGUGACCAAUCUCUGUUUGUGUUGUGCCUUUGCUCCUCCUGAGUGUUCCUCAACCCUCAGCUCCUCAGUUAAACCCUCUCUUUUUGGUGAACUAAAAACCCAACAACUUUCUGCCUGAAAGCACUUUAUGGAUUAUCACCAAUUCUGCUUAAAAAAAGCACUGAUUUUCAAAGUUUUCCUGCUACAGCUGCACCAGUCUCAGGCUUUACCAAGCCUGACACUGCAGCUACUUUUCCCCACUCUGUAAGUUGCACAGAAAAUAAAUUCUCUUUAUUUAGUGUGGCUAAAAUGAUUUUUAGGUGAUACUUAAUAGGAAUUGGAAUACAUUAAAGCCACUAUAUAUAUAUAUAUAUAUAUCUUUAAAAUCAUACUGGAAAUUCUAACAGAAUCCCCCCAUUCACCUUGUUUGAACAUGGAGAAAAGUGAAAUCCUAAAAUGGCAAUACUGUCUCAUUUUUAAGUUGAUAAGAUGGGCUUGCACCUCAUUUUCAGUGCCUGAAGUGUCCAGUUUGUACCUCUGAUCCUCUGUGUGUUUAUUCUGGAGUUGGCCCAUCGCUGCUGAGGAUUGUCUGGAGUAGCUUUUAAUCACCCCAUGGGUCCUGAGAAACUCAGCUGCACUUUUUAGUUAUUAAUGGGAAAAAUAUGUGGGAGAAAUGAGUUUAACUGGAACGAUUUCACCAUUUCUCCUGUUCUCAGGAGCCAGGAGAGAGCCCUGGACACAGGAAACCAUCUCCCCUCAGCUGAGUUUGUUCUUUGUGAUGAUACUAAGUCUCAUCUGGUGUCCCUGGAUGAUGUUGUUUGAGUCUGAUGUUCUAGAAAAGCCAGGAAAAUCUUUGUAUUCCAGGUGUCCAUGUGCUGUUUUGUCACACGGAAUUAUCCCCAUGUUGUAGCAUAAAGAAUUUCUCUUUGUUAAAUAACAUUACAUAAAUGCAAGACUACAUUAGUUUAGCCUUAAAAAGCACUGUUUAUAUGAUAAAGUAGCAUUAGUAAGUUAAGAGUAAUGUUUGUUUGGCCAGAAAGCCUUUAAAUCAUAUUUAAUCUACCUGCAGUUUCCCCAGAUUAUUUAAUUUUAAUGAAAUAAUAUGUUUAAUAAUGUCAAAAAAUAAAUCACCAGCACUUUUGUUGGGCUCUGACAAGGAAAGGCCAAUUAUUUGCUGUUUCUUGCAGUGGUCUCUUCCUGUUCUUAGAGCAAAUAUUAGUGGCAGUAAGUUCAUGUGAUCAAUUAUUAGUGGCAUUAAUUGGGGCUGUUGAACCAUUUAAUGAGCAGUAAAGGUGAAGGGGGGUCAGGGGAUGCUUUGCCAGCCCUUAGAGCACAAUCCAGGGGCUCAUUUUCCAUCCACUGAAGAUAAUGUGGCUUUUGCAAUUAAUUCAAUAGGCAAUACAAGGCUGGGGAGGCCUUUCCCAGGUAUGUCACUCCAAUUUCCUAGUGAUUCACAGCAGCAAAGUUUUCCAAGUUGGAACAUGACAGGGACGUUGGAGAGACACUGCUGUUCAACAGAGAAUUCACCUGACAGCUUGGCUUUCUGUCUGAGAUGAAAACAAACAGGAUACAGCCAUGUAAUACUAAAGCAAGCACAUCCUGGGGUUUGGAAAUGACAGCGGGAAGGGGCGAAUGUUCCUUGUGGAUCGCUUUGUUAUGCCAAGACUGUUCCCAGUGUAAUGCACGGGAAGCUGUUCCCUGUGGAACCAUCUGCAACUGCAGUUCUUGAAUAAAGUUAUUUAUUAUUUA